GUUUACGGAUUUAAUUUGUAGUGUCAGUCCAUCAGCUAUUGUCGCACUUACAAAUUAUAAUUACAUCAAAAUCGUUCGUUUUAUAUACUAUGCGAUGAUAUCUACGUCUCGUUAUAGUAAAAUUUAAUAUAUCCACUUAAUAAACUCCGAGUGACUCAUUUCCGCACAGCGCUUAUCUACAGCGGAACACGCCGCACAUUUUGCAAUAAUAUUGUAAGGACAAUAAUUUAAUACACACAUCCGUUAAACAUUAUGUUUGUCCUAUCGCACACCGUCGUCUCUGUGUUUGCUGUAGCGGUACUGUUGAAUAUCUUCUACUUUGAUCCGGUCCAAUCGUUUGAAACCUCCGAAGUAUACAACACAUGUCAGCUAUGCAUAAAUUCGCCGUGCCACAAGCAGUAUAAUAAUUAUUGCGGUCCAGGUGCUGGCAAUUAUACGCUGUGUUAUAAGUGUAGUAUAAAAACUCCUGAUUCGGACCAACAGUUCAACACUCAAUCUGAUUGCAUGAGUUCAUGUUCGGAUCCGUCAAAGUGCAGGUGUGAUGAUGCGUGUUGGGUUUGCGUUCUUAAAGGCAAUCCGAACGCAAUGAAAUGCGCCAAUGUGCAAAAGAUGUAUAAUGAUAAUUGUCAACUGGUUCCGUUCGUAGGUUAGAUAAAAAAAUAAUUAAAAAUAUAUAAAUAUUUAUACAUACGAUCAUCAAAACGAUGACUUGAAUAUCACGGUUUUUUGCCACACGAUUCUUUUGCAUACGAUAUUAACCGCUUAAAUUACUUUUUGUCAACCGAUCACCGAAUAUUUGUUUGUCGAUAAAAAAAUUAAUACCUAAUUUAUAUUUGUAUUAUUAUUUAAUUUUGUUGUAUAAUUAAUCUACAUAUUUAUUGUUAUUUUAUUCAUUUAGUAAAGUCAAUAAUCAAAUGUAAAAUUAUAUAUAGUAAUCGGUGCACUUAUAUGUACCAUUGUGUGUAUUAUGGCUUGAAUAUUUAACCAUUACAUAAUCUUGUGUAUAUUA
This is a messenger RNA of Rhopalosiphum maidis (corn leaf aphid), 1009 nucleotides long. RefSeq lists its product as uncharacterized. Bases 253 to 651 code for a protein of 132 amino acids. NCBI's taxonomy places the organism in Eukaryota, Metazoa, Arthropoda, Insecta, Hemiptera, Aphididae. The transcript has a single exon. The record is from RefSeq and is a predicted model, not a curated record.